This is a messenger RNA of Maniola jurtina (meadow brown), 5622 nucleotides long. RefSeq lists its product as uncharacterized. Bases 542 to 2497 code for a protein of 651 amino acids. Gene Ontology annotation, cellular component: cytoplasm; ubiquitin ligase complex. The record is from RefSeq and is a predicted model, not a curated record. Gene Ontology annotation, molecular function: ubiquitin protein ligase activity; ubiquitin conjugating enzyme binding; zinc ion binding. Gene Ontology annotation, biological process: positive regulation of proteasomal ubiquitin-dependent protein catabolic process; protein polyubiquitination; ubiquitin-dependent protein catabolic process. NCBI's taxonomy places the organism in Eukaryota, Metazoa, Arthropoda, Insecta, Lepidoptera, Nymphalidae. The transcript is spliced from 12 exons.
UGUUUCUGGUCGGUGCUCCAGUUAUCGAUAGAUUUCGAGUCGUGGCGGUUCGUAGUUAAAUUUCACAUAAUUUGCAGACAUAAUAAUAUAAUCGGAUAGCGUUAUUAAUAGAGUAAAUUAACAAAACAUUGAAACAUCUUCCUAAAAACCAAUAAAUACGUGAAAGAUACUAGAAAAAUGUCGCAGUUAGAUACAUUCUCAAUAAUUUGACGUCGAGUGUCAUAUCGUUUCGCAAGUAGUUUUGGUCGGAGGUGUUUUAUUUGUGUACGUUUCGUGAAAAACAUCGAUCAGGUGUAAUUUUUGUGUAAAUUGUGAAGUGUUAGUGUUGAUAAAGUAUUAUUUGCGUAGUAAUUUGGUGUUAACAAACAGUGUUUUGGUGAAAGUAUAUUCCUGGGUGUUUGUGUUAAGACUAGAAAUGCUGAAACUUGGUUUAUGCCACAGCUAUGCUUCCAUAAAGGGAGACAAAGGGGCGACGUUUCCAGUAAUAUCAUCUUCAUAAUGGGGAAUUCCAACCAGCGGCAGACUCACAUCGCCGCCGACCAUGUUGCGACCGGAAUCGCCCCUCGCUGAUCACCGCAGCCUGCUGCCGCGGCGGCUGCUGCCGGCGAAGGCGCAAAUCGCCCCAGCGGACAAGAAGAAAAACAGAAGAUCUCUAGAACUAAACCCUCCGUCCAACGAUCACGCCCCGUACGAUUACCCGAAACUCCUGAUCUCAAAAACCACUGAUUCCCUUAAUACGGAAUGUCCACGUAAGCUAAUUAAUAAGCAAGACUCAUCCGAGAGCCUCAAACGGGCGCUUCUAGCUAAAGAUGAUAAAAAGUGUGGAGCACUCAAGGAAGCAGAUAAAAAGGCGCUUGCCAAACAGGACUCCAGUGAAAGCUUAAAAAAGACGUUGCUGUGUCGCCAAGAUUCUAAUGAUAGUGCGAAAAGAAGGGACUCUGAUCCGAAAUGGAUGCAGAAACAAGAAGAGACAAAAAGGAGUUUGGAGGUAAAACGCGGAGGAGAUAAGAAAGGUUUAUUGGAGACUGAUAUUGAUGACGCUUGUAAGCGGAUAUAUGAGAGGAGGACGGGAUGCGCCCGGCCCACGCUACCCCCUGUUGCGGAGAAGGGUGUAUCACCAAAAUCUCCUAAUGGAAGCCCAUUAACUCCGGGCGUAGCUGCCGCAGCUGAAGGGGUAGUUCGGUGGGGAAGUGGCCUUUUAUCCCCCAAGGAAGAGCCGAGACUAAGGCCUGCGAGAAGCUGGUACGGCUACGGGACGCUGCCAACAGACAGUGAUAAGAUGGGAGCAGGCGCGAAUGGACCAGGCGGUCGGCGGGCCCUCGAGCUUAUCCUAAGUGGAGGGCUCAAGUCCUUAGCGAGACCGGCGAAGCCAGUCAGAAGAGCUGCUUCCAGAGACUCGGUCUUAUCACAACCUCAACCUUUGCUAGAAGGUCUCAGGAAAUGUUCAACGGUCCUCGCACUGACGGACAGAGAGAAGGCUCCGGAACCCAUCAGAGCACAUAAUCGACUGCGCGCUCCUUCCGUCUGCUCCCGUUGUUCUUCGUUGUUGUCCCUCGCCGGCGCCGGUGGAUCCAGGUAUUCUCUGGAUGGCGCUGGAGGUGUCUUCGUACCUACCGCCCCGAUCAACUGCAAGCUGUGCUUGGAAGACGCUACGCCGGACAAAAUCACCGUCAUAUCUGGUUGCGGCUGCUCCUUUUGCACCAGGUGCAUGAAGGCGUACGUAGAGUUCGAAGUGUGCAACGGCGCGUAUGAAGUGUCCUGUCCCGACGACCGGUGCUCGACCGGCGCGGCGCUCGCACUGGACGAGAUCUCAAACCUGGUCGCGCCAUCUGUCAUGGAGAAGCAUCUCAAGUUUAGGCUUAACCACGAGGUGGCAAUGGACGCGAUGCGAGCGUUUUGCCCCAGACCCGGCUGUGAUACGGUUGUCCCCGUGCGAGCUGCCAGCCCCGCGCAUUGCCCCACAUGCCGGCAUGACUUCUGCUCACAGUGUAAUCAAGAGUGGCACGGUGGGUUGUCCUGCGAAGCCGCCGCCGCGUCUUCAUCCAUGGGAGGUGCGGGCGCGCCUCUCCUACCCGACUCCGAGCUGAUCAAGUUGUGUCCGAUGUGUCGGGUGCCGAUAGAGAAGGACGAGGGAUGUGCGCAGAUGAUGUGCAAGCGAUGCAAGCACGUGUUCUGCUGGUACUGCUUGGCUUCAUUAGAUGAUGACUUUUUACUUCGCCACUACGACAAAGGCCCGUGCAAGAAUAAAUUAGGACACUCAAGAGCUUCUGUGUUAUGGCAUCGCGCACAGGUGGUCGGUAUAUUCGCGGGUUUUGGACUGCUACUCCUUGUGGCGAGCCCGUUACUACUGCUCGCCGCACCCUGCAUCGUCUGUUGUAAAUGCAGACUUUGCAAUCCGAACACAAAAAAUCUCGAAGAAGUGGACGAAAUUGAAAGCAUCAGUCCGGGACGAGACGACGACGGCGACGAGACGAGAGCGAGGUUCCUCUCCGACUGACGACGACGCUAUUAGACAGUGGACUUUAUCACGAGGUAAUAAGAUACCUUUUUGCGUGCACGCUGCGAGACGAAAAGUUGGACACAAAGUUGGUACAAAUGUUUGGACGAAUCUUGGAGAUUGAGCUGUGUUGAUGAACUAAGAAAUUGGAACUUUUUGAGAUAAAAAUAUGGUUGUACUAUUGAUAUGUGGUUGUUUGAAUAAAUAAUUAAAAAUAAUAUGUGGUAAUGUACUUCAAAUGAAGAUCUUCCAAAACAGAUGCAAAAUAGACUUAAAUCUAAAUUCUGAAAAAUUCUUUUAAAGAGGCACCUGUUGGGAAGAACUUUUAAUGUUAAAAUUGACGGUAGAUAAAGGUUUGUUAAAAGAGUAUGACGUCAUAACAUACCUAUGAAUAAUAACUUUGAUUGUUUGGGUGUUACUUUUCGAAUGUACUUUCUAUGUUAUAGAAUAUUGAUAAAAAAAUAAAGAAAAAAAUAUGGGUAGAGAUUACCUACUACAUUCAGUUUUAACUCUUAAUAGUGAUAAUAUUUUGUAAAGGUAAUUUCUAUGAUAUGAACUGCCACAACGUUUUGAAGGUACAUUUGAAACUUUGUUUGAUGUCAUUGAAAAAUUGUUUGUUGUAAACGGAAAAGCUAGUUAGGUGGCCGUAGGCUCAUUCGUCGAGGGCUGGCUUACAUGUCGUUUGCGAAUAUAUCCAAAAUGUUUUAUAAACAUCAAAGGAUCAUCAAGUAUUUGCUGGACAAAUAUACGCCAAAUGAUCUGGUCCCUUUGGCAAAGUACGUUGGGCCAACGUUUACAAGGCAUUAAGGGAUUCCUUUGGUGCGUAUGAACGCAGCAGAUACACGCAAAAAAUGCGCAAGUCGAAUUCUCUUGAAAUAUAUUGUGCGGGGUAAGUGAUGGGUUGUUAACGGUUUUUCAAAUAACUAGACCUCAACUAAAGCGUCAAAUUGUCGAUCAACUAGCUGAAAUCGUCAAUUUUUGAUGCACAAGAUUAUAGAUCGGUUUUAUUAGUUCCUUAAUUCGAUGCCCAUAGCAAGUGAGAGGUUUUUUGGUGCAUUGCUUUACUUUAUAUUAAGUGCAUUGCGUGCAAUGAGUCUCGUUUAUAUACGCAACAAAGGUACCCCUUUAUUUGCAACACAUGGUUUCGUCUUUACAUGACGGCAAGCAAAAAAUUUGACUUACACUGAAAAAUGCGAUGCGUUCGCCGUGGGCUGGGAUGGGUGAUAAAGCCGACGGCUUAUUGAAUAAGAAUUGAAAGUCGGAAGCAAUCUCGAUGUUUGAUAAUCAUACUGACCAUGUUUAACAAAUAAUAAAUAAUACGCCAUUUCCAUAGUGUUUAAUAGCGGACAUGUGGUAUGACGGGAGUACAAAUUGACAGAAUAUAGCUGGAUUAGUUUUAUCUCGACUGUUGUUUCGAAAAACUAAAGUCUCUCGCUAUAGUUUGAGUUUUCCUUCUAUUAUUAUUAAUUAUUUAUAUUUACGAAAUUUCCUAAAAAUUUGUUGAAAGCAAUGCUGUUUAUCGACUGUUUUGUGUUUUGAAAUGAAAUGAUAACAAAAUGAUGUUAACAAAUAUUUUUUGAAAAACAAGUUUCUUAAAUGUCUCAUUCAUUUUAAUUUCUGGGCUCUGGGUGUACUUUUCAAGUUAACAGUUGACUAUAUGUAAAUCUGCAAAAAUUGUAUGCAAAUGUCAAAUCGGGACGUUUGCUUGUUAAUCUAUAUACUAAAAGACUGAUUUAUGCAUGGUUAACGUUAACAAGAAAAGUUACGUUAGAGCCUUUGAAAACAGGUAAACGCUUACUAUAGUGUCAGUUGUUCAAAAAUAAUUCGAGGUAAUGACGAAUAAUAUAGAUAGGUUUUGUUAUAGCUAGUAGGAACAAAUGAUCUUAGAAGCUAGUUAUAGUAACUAGAAUAGCUUCAGUGGAUGUCGAGAAACUAUGUACUGUAAAAUGACCUUAAAAGACUUACAGUAGUUUUUUAUAUUAAGAUCUUCGUACAAAUGAUAAAUAAAUAGAAUUUCAUAAAUGGAGCUAAAGUGGCCCUUUGGGUGUAAUGAAUCGAAAAGUAAAAGGUAGCAUUCGGGUUUUAGCGACCGAAACCUCCGACCGCGAUUGAUAGUCGCGCGAUACGACUGCUUGUUUAUGCUUUAUUAACUUACUAGCCUGAUGCCCACAUUUCAUUCGCGUCGAAUAAGUUUUUUAAUUUUAUGUGUUUCAGGGACGCAAGAUAUAUUCUGUGAUUUAGUUAUGAUUGAUACAAUGCUAAGCGGUGAAAAUGUAACAAACAGACAAACACACUUUUUUAUUCAGUAUAUUAAUUAGUACGCGCUGAUCGACGCAGGCGUCGUCCUUAUAAAUAAUAUUACGUAAUCACGAUAUCAUAUUCAUUCGAAUACCCGCGAUUCAAAACGUUAUAUUUGUAGGUGUCCUAACUGACGUAUGAUAUGCACAAUCAGACAAGACAGAGUCGCUGUUGCCGGUCGCGGUCGCGGUCGUUUGUAGCUAUGUUCCGAAUGCUGCAUAAAGUCGCAAAAUAGAGAAGUAGCAGAAGGUUCUAUAGACAUGCGUGCGAUGGCGAGCUUACCCUAUUCAACUCAACCUGAAUAUUUCGAUUUUGUAAGAUUGAGAAUGACUUUAGUUUCAGUUAAAACGAGACAGAUUUUUGUCAGCAACAUAUCGCUGUCUCGAUUUUAAAUACAGUGUCUUAAGUCUGAGCAAAGUCAAAGUACACUCUAGUCUAAGUACAAUCAAAGUAUGCUUUAUGGAUCUAAGCCUGUGUGAGAACGCAUGCAUAGGUGUUGUAUUGAGCGAACUUUCUGCUACCAUUCUAUUUUGUGUUAAAUAUUUUGACGGAAUUUCCUAAAUUUCAAAGAUAAAGUUGUUUAAAACGAUAGUCUAUUUAUUAGAUUAGGUUAGUGCAAAAUAUAUUAAUAAAGAAAUGUGAAAAAUGUCUUUAUUCAAGUCUUUAUUAAAGUCUUUCAUAAGUCACAAUAGCUCAUCUUUUCAUUAUCUGUAUAAAAAUAAGAUUUGCUGAAUUUCAUUUAAUUGUAUAAUUUUAAAGGGCCUUUUUUAAAAGAACAAUGUGACAAAAUGGGCCAAGCUUAGAUAGAAUUACAAGAAUAACUGAAU